AUGUCAGUGCGAAACCUAACGGAGAAACACUUUGAAGAAGGCUCGAAUUUGGACUCUCGCGAAAACCUCGCGCAAUCCUCGUCGCAGCUGGGCUCUGCACCUCAUAACCCGUUUUCAGAUGACGCCGAGGACGAAAUGUAUGGAUCUGGAUCCUAUAGCGCCAGUGACGCUUCGCUGAUCCACCACGACAGCGACCGUAGCCCCGUGGAGAACUCCCGGGACGUUUCCGACUACAAAGGGUAUUACUCCAGGGGCCCGGCGGGUGCUCGCCAGUCGGCCAGAAGUGGUGCUGCCGCUGCUGCGGCCGGAAGACUUGGUCGCGGUAGUUCAAGUGCAAGCCAAGCCAUGCCCGCAGGACUGCCCUCCGGCACGAGUCUUAACUCGCACCUAGGUAUUUCCACCAACGACAUCACAGCACCACCGGGCUUUGACCGCUAUCCCAUUGUCGGGGGUUCACGAGUGACCUCCAUGGCGGUACCUCCCGGAGCCAGUACUUCCCACCCCCAGGGACCCAGCAACAACAACUCAUCUGCGUCGAUCACAUCAUCAGACCCGUUCAUCAGUGACCAGGACUUCUCACCCUUUGGUGGUUAUCCAGCGUCCUCCUUCCCACUCCUUUUGGAUGAAAAAGAAGACGACGACUACCUGCACAACCCUGACCCCGAGGAAGAAGCUCGGCUCGAUAAACGCCGUUUCGCACUGGACUUCAAACAUAUGGACAAAAGAGCAGCUGGUGGGUACAUCAGUUUCCUGCUUCUGUUUCUGGGAGCUAUCGCCGUGUUUGUCAUUCUCCCCGUGCUUACAUUCACCGGUGCCACCAUACAUUCACACCCACAAACAAUCACUAUCCUUUCGUUAUAUGAGUAUCCACAACUAUCUGCCAUUCGUACUAGCUUGGUAGAUCCCGACACGCCAGACGACCAGAAGACCCACGAAGCCCUGGAUGGCUCUUCUUGGCCGUUGGUGUUUUCCGAUGAGUUCAACGCGGAAGGAAGAACUUUUUAUGACGGAGAAGAUCAAUUUUGGACUGCUGUCGAUAUCCAUUACGAUGCUACCAAAGAUCUCGAAUGGUAUUCUCCCGACGCUGCCAUCACUGCCAAUGGUACCCUACAGCUGACUUUAGACGCUUACAAGAACCAUGGUCUAUACUACAGAUCUGGUAUGAUGCAAUCUUGGAAUAAAAUGUGUUUCACGCAAGGCUACGUCGAAGCCUCUGCAAACCUCCCCAACUAUGGUAGAGUCAUGGGACUGUGGCCUGGUAUGUGGACUAUGGGAAAUCUUGCGAGGCCAGGGUACCUAGCCUCAACCGAAGGAUUGUGGCCAUAUUCUUAUAGCGCUUGUGAUGCAGGUAUCACUCCUAACCAAAGUUCCCCCGAUGGUAUAUCAAUGUUGCCAGGUCAAAGACUAAGUGUAUGUACCUGUGAUGACGAAGACCAUCCGAACCAAGGGACGGGUAGAGGUGCCCCUGAAAUUGAUAUCAUCGAAGCCGAGACCGACACAACCAUUGGUGUAGGGCUGGCAUCCCAAUCUCUACAGAUUGCUCCCUUUGACAUCUGGUACAUUCCGGAUUACAACUUUAUUGAAAUCUACAAUACUUCCACUACGGUGAUGAAUACCUAUUGCGGUGGACCGUUCCAACAAGCGGUCUCAGCAGUUUCAACCUUGAACACCUCGUGGUACGAAUUCGGCCCCGACGCUGGUUACUUCCAAUCUUACGGUUUUGAGUUAAUUAAUGACGAAGAAGAUGGGUAUCUGAGAUGGUUCGUUGGGGAUAAACCAACCUACACAAUUUACUCAAAGUCCUUGCACCCUAACGGUAAUAUCGAUUGGAGAUACCUCAGUAAAGAACCAAUGUCCAUUAUUUUGAACUUGGGUCUCUCCACAAACUGGGCCUACAUCGAUUUCAAUUCUAUAUUCUUUCCAGUCACAAUGAGUAUUGACUACGUACGGGUGUACCAACCCAGUGAUGCUGUCAACAUCAAUUGCGACCCUGAUGAUUACCCAACUUACGAUUAUAUCCAAAGCCAUUUGAAUGCUUACACCAAUGCCAACCUCACGGAUUGGGAGAGUGCCGGUUAUACCUUCCCCAAAAACAUCUUGACUGGAAACUGUAAGAGUUCGAAGUUUUCUUUGUCCUAG
Lachancea dasiensis is the source of this 2139-nucleotide messenger RNA. NCBI's taxonomy places the organism in Eukaryota, Fungi, Ascomycota, Saccharomycetes, Saccharomycetales, Saccharomycetaceae. The record is from the annotation of a GenBank genome assembly.